UUUUUAUCUUAAGUAUUUACAUACACAUUUUUCGAUUUCAUCAUUCAUUUGCAUAUGCAAAUAAGCACAUUUAUUUAACUCAAAACAGUAAAAACCUUCACUUCUAUAAGUUGAAACAUGAAGUUUAUAAGAGAAUGUGUCAGGUAUUGGGGGCAGAUUACUGUAAUCUGGUGAAAAAAGAAAAAAACAUGACUUGUAAAGACAGUAAUAGCAAGUAGAUGGCUGCAGUGUUCUAUGCAGCCACCUACUGUGUAGUAAUUCUAAAUGUUAUCACAAGUUAUGCAUUUAGAUAGAUAUUUAGACAUUAUUAAACUAUUAUUUGUGGAGAUUUAGCAUUUUUGUGCUUUUUAACUGUUUUGAGGUGUCAGUUUUUGCAAUAAUGUCACAUUAUGCUUACAGUCAAACCUGACCUGGUGUUACAAAGAGAAGACAUAAAUGAUUGGUAACAAAAUAAUUAGUUUAUUGUUACUAAACAUCAAAAUGUAGUAAAUUAAAUGAAUAGUAAUGUCAAGAAAAUUAACAGUUAUAAACAGAAAUGAACGGCAAAGGACUGUGAAAAUUCUAUUAGUGCAUAAAAGAGAAGACUCAGACUUUGUUCUUUGUUCUCUGAAUGCGUGCGUGAGUGUAUGUGGGUAUGUGUGAUUGUAUGUGGGUAUGUGGGCGUGCAUGUGUGUGAGUGUGUGUGUGUCCAUGUAUUACCUACAUUGUAGAGACCACAUGUCCCCACAAGGAUAGUAAAACCUGACAUUUCUGACAUUGUGCGGACAAUCAGUCGGUCCCCAUGAGGAAAAGAGCUUAUAAAUCAUGCUAAAUGAUGUUUUUUGAAAAUGUAAAAAUGCAGAAAGUUUUCUGUGAGAGUUAAGGUUAGGGGAUAGAAUAUAAAGUAUGUACAGUAUAAAAACCAUUAUGUCAAUGGAGAAUCCUCAUAAAACAUGAAAACCCAACAUGUGUGUGUGUGUGUGUUUGUGUGUGUUGUGUUCUGCGUUCUGUGUUAGUCUCUCCCAUUUAUUUCUGUGUGUGAGUGAGUGUGUGUGCUGCAUUGUGGGUGUGUUAUGGUCUUACCCCCUCAUCAUGUGUGUAUUCUGCAUUGUGGAUUUAUAGAUUUUAUUUCACAAAAAUGCUCCAGAAAAGAAAGCUCUGUAUUAUUGUCACCAGUUAAUUUGUGUCUGUGUGUAAGUGUGUGUGUGUGUGUGUGUGUUCUGUGGGUGUUUUUCUGCAUUGUGGCUGAUUUUUAUAUUGCAUUUGACAAAUAAAAGAAAUUGCUUCUUUUUUUCAUUUCCUAUAGUCAGUCAGUUUUUGACCACAAACAGCAAAGGUUUAUUGUAUUUUUUUAUGACCACUUAGACUUAUCGAAUCAAGUCCAAUUUUUUUUUUUUUUUUUUUUUUUUCAGAUGGCAAGUGGGGGGAAAGUCAUAAAGUCUUGUACCUCUCAUAUAAACAAAACCAUUCUUAUUACAUCAGAAAAACUGAUUUUAAUCAACAAUUACCAAACAGAAUUGGAAGGUUAAAAAAUGGACAAAUUUCAGACUUUCUGAGGCUGUGUCCACACUAAUAUGUUUUCGUUUGAAAACGCAUUGAUUUCACCACGUUUACACCUCUCUUCCACACUAGAAUGGAAAACACUCUCCAUUACCACUUAGGCCUACUUUGGAAAACUAUGACAUUAGGAAACUGAAAACAGAUUAGUGUGGAUGUGGCUAGUAUUUGGUUUGUUCCAAAAUGCUAUCAUUUGUGAAUGUUCCAAGGAGCAUCUUCAUCUUCAAAGAGGAAAUUAAACUUUUGUACAAAGUAGUUAAUAUGGUCACUGUCACAAAUUUGCUUAAAUUUGAUUAUUUGACUUAGAAAUAGUGCCGAAUCUCAAAUAUGUCCUCUUAAUUUUAUGUCAUAACAUUUCUUUGUUUUAAAUUUUUCAAGAUCCUACAACAGUUUUAAAUUAGAUUUUGAAUCCUAGAUUUUCAGUGUGGUCUCAGACUUUGGGACCCCACUACAUUCUAAUUACAUGCUUGCUCCUUCAUUUCUUCAUCACAAUUUUAGAUUUUUUAUUUUUAUUUUUAUAUCUGUUUAAAUCUAUAUUCUUUUGGUGUAAUGAAACAUUACUUUGACUUAUUAUAUACAUUUAACAUAUAAUAGACUAGUUUACAUUUUAGUUUGAAUUGCUUUGUACAGUCUUAAAUUCCUUGCUAUGACAGAUCCCCUCAAACAUGAGGUUUUCAAUAUGUCCAUUUAGCACUUGGUUUUCUGCUGAAGCUCUUUGUGUCUAAUAAUAGAAAUGUAAUCAAAAAUCUGCUUCAAAGGAGAGCACCUGUGGAUACGUGUGCAGGAUUUGCACUGAUUACACUGAAAAGGCUCCACCUUUGGGGCUUCCAGACCAAUUUCUGCAGAAAUAAUUACUUAACCCAAUGCUGCUCCCCUGGUCACAUGCACUGGUGGACAUUAGUCUUUCAGUUAAUGAGGAACUGCUACAGCAAUGAUCAGUCAUUGCUCAAGGCCAAAGUCUUUCAGUUGGAACCACCAAGAGCUUUGUCAUGGCAGUUUGAAGCAGCUAAAUGAAGGUCACGGCUUGGAAAAUUCACUGAGCAAGAUGAAUAUACUAUCUUGGUCAACAUAUUUCUCCAUUUGUCCAUAUAUAUUGUAUCUAAACCAAACAAUUACAUUUCAUUGUUCAGAAAGUUUUGUAAUUUAUCUCUCUUCCACAAGCAUUGUCACUAUAUCUGUCCAAAAAAAGCAACUGCAUAAGCCAUAGUAAUUCAAUAUUUCAAGGAAUUGUCCUAUUAUACAUGCUAACUAUAUGUUUUCCAUAGUAUAUUAAAUAAAGUGCUCAUUCUCAGUCUCUUGAGAUUCACAUAAAUGACAUGCAGGACUCACUCUCAAAAAAUGCAACGUGUCCUUGAGAACCUCUGUCAAGGAUAUCUUACCAAAGAUCUUUGUCAUUACAUGUUCUGAGGAUGUUUACAAGCCCCAGUACAAGCUAAAGGCCCUAUGGCAACACUUAAGAAUUAAUGACCGUUAAAAAAAGGUCCUGAAUAUGUUCUCACACUAAUUAAACAGUCAAAAGCAGUUCCUUCCGGCUCAGGUAUAAUAUAACCCUUCGAAUCGACCCCUUGCUUUACUCAGACAUAUGUCAAUUCACUUAUGGUGGAGAUCAUCCACAGGCCAAUGAAAGAAUGAACCUCACAACCAACAGAAGCCAGUUCUCGGUCUCUUCGGGACUGAGCAAUGGAGACGACCGUAAAUUCAGUCUGGGGGGAUGUAGCAGUUAUGAUACUGACAGUGUGGCCUCACACAGCUCUGGGGUCUUUUCUGGAUAUGACACAUUGGAUACCCCACCAAGUUAUGACUUCUAUACUAACACAGAGGUUUUUGGGAGAGCAAAGAAAUCAAGACCUUCUCUCUUUCAGCUUCACUCCAACCCUCAGGAUGACCCAUCUCCACCUCCUCUGUAUGAAGAGACGAGUGUGGACAAACAGAGCCUAGAGGAAGAUGAAUCGGCAGAACCUCCUCCAGAACCAACGCGUUUUGGAUGGGCUCAGGGAGUCAUGAUCCGCUGUAUGCUGAAUAUCUGGGGAGUUAUUCUGUACUUGAGGCUUCCCUGGAUUACAGCUCAGGCAGGGAUUGGUCUGACUUGGAUUAUUAUAUUGGUGUCCUCCUCUAUAACGGGCAUCACUGGCCUGUCCACAUCAGCCAUUGCCACUAAUGGAAAAGUUAAAGGAGGUGGAACAUAUUUCCUGAUCUCUCGCAGCUUAGGCCCAGAACUCGGAGGUUCGAUUGGGCUUAUAUUUGCUUUUGCUAAUGCAGUGGCUGUGGCCAUGCACACUGUAGGCUUUGCUGAAACAGUGCAGGCUCUCAUGCAGGAGAGUGAGGUUUGCAUGGUAGACCGACUUAAUGAUAUUCGUAUCAUUGGAGUGAUCACUGUCACCUGCCUGUUGGCUAUCUCAAUGGCUGGAAUGGAAUGGGAGUCCAAGGCCCAGGUCUUGUUUUUCUUUGUCAUAAUGGUCUCCUUUGCCAGUUACAUUGUGGGUACCAUCAUACCAGCCACUACACAGAAGCAAGCCAGAGGUUUUUUCAGCUACAGAGCCGAUAUUUUUGCGGAUAACUUUGUGCCCGGCUGGCGUGGACCGGAGGGCAGUUUCUUUGGCAUGUUUUCCAUCUUCUUCCCCUCAGCUACAGGCAUCCUUGCGGGGGCUAAUAUCUCUGGAGACCUGAAGGACCCUAAUAUUGCUAUACCCCGUGGUACAAUGCUGGCUAUUUUUUGGACCACUAUGUCAUAUCUCAUUAUCUCAGCUACUAUUGGCUCCUGUGUACUUCGUGAUGCUUCUGGUAAUCUGAAUGACACCAUGCCGCCUCAGUAUGAGGACUGCUUGGGAGUGGGCUGCCACUAUGGCUGGAACUUCAGUGAGUGUAUGAACAACAGGACCUGCACUUUUGGACUCAUCAAUAAUUAUCAGACUAUGAGCUUGGUGUCAGCUUUUUCUCCUCUGAUCACUGCUGGCAUUUUUGGAGCCACUCUUUCAUCAGCCUUGGCUUGUCUGGUGUCCGCCCCUAAAGUGUUCCAGUGCCUUUGCAAGGACAACCUGUAUCCAGGCAUUGGGUUCUUCGGGAAGGGUUAUGGGAAGAAUGAUGAGCCACUGAGAAGCUACCUGCUAGCCUACAUCAUCGCUGUAUGCUUCAUUCUUAUUGCUGAGCUCAACACCAUUGCUCCCAUCAUCUCCAACUUCUUCCUCUGCUCCUAUGCCCUCAUCAACUUCAGUUGCUUCCAUGCCUCCAUCACUAACUCACCAGGUUGGCGUCCAACUUUUCGAUUCUACAGCAAGUGGCUGUCUUUGCUUGGAGCGGUAGUGUCUGUAAUCAUCAUGUUUCUCCUAACCUGGUGGGCUGCUCUCAUAGCCAUUGGCAUAAUCAUCUUCCUGCUGGGAUAUGUGCUGUAUAAGAAACCUGAUGUCAACUGGGGCUCUUCAAUGCAAGCCAGCUCGUACAACAUGGCGCUAUCUCAGUGUGUAGGUCUGAACCAAGUAGAAGACCAUAUUAAGAAUUAUAGACCACAGUGUCUUGUUCUCAGUGGACCGCCCUCUAUGCGUCCUUCCCUGGUGGAUUUUAUCAGCACCUUCACCAAGAACCAGAGCCUAAUGAUAUGUGCAAAUGUCCUUACAGGGGGACCCUCACCUGGUGAUGUGGACAGCAGUACUUAUAUAAGCUGGCUAAACAAGCGGCGUAUAAAGUCUUUCUACCACACUGUAGUGGCUGAUGACCUUCGCACUGGUGUACAGAUGUUGCUCCAGACUACGGGAUUGGGUCGGAUGAAGCCUAAUGUCCUAGUGAUGGGAUUUAAAAAGAACUGGCGUAAAGGUCAACCCAGCAACUUAGAAAACUAUAUUGGAAUUUUGCAUGAUGCAUUUGACCUUCAAUAUGGUGUUUGUAUCCUUCGGAUGAAGGAUGGUCUUGAUAUAAGUCGAACAAUGAAGGCACAUGUGAAUCUAGGGUUUGAGACAUCCACUGAACAGGUACUUGACACCAGGACCUCCACUUCUACUACCACACCCACAAUUGACACAUCAUUGGAUCCUGAGACACUGAUGGCCGUGUCCCAGCCUGCCACUGUGUUUCAGUCUAGACAGGGCAAGAAGACCAUCGAUGUGUAUUGGCUCUCUGAUGACGGAGGUCUGACUCUACUGGUGCCAUACCUCCUGACCCGUAAGAAGCGAUGGGCUAGAUGCAAAGUGAGGGUGUUUGUCGGAGGUGAAGUUCAGCAGAUUGAGGAACAGAAACAAGAGCUAAAAGCUCUGAUUGCCAGGUUUCGUCUGGGUUUCCAAGAUAUUCAAGUCCUUCCUGACAUCAAUGGAAAACCACAGUCUGAGCACAUAAAGAGAUUUGAAGAUCUCAUAGCUCCAUAUAGAGUAAGUGCAGUCCAAAAGAAUGAUCAAGAAGCCGAUGAGACAACAAAAGAAUGUCCCUGGAUGGUGUCUGAUGAGGAGGUGGAAAAGUUCAAAGCUAAGUCCCUUCGACAGAUCCGUCUGAAUGAAGUUAUUCAAGAUUACUCAAGAGAUGCUGCCUUAAUUGUUGUCACCAUGCCUGUUGGGCAAAGAGGGGCGUGCCCUAGUGCCCUCUACAUGGCUUGGUUAGAGAUUGUGUCCCGUGACCUUCGACCUCCCGUUCUUCUUGUCAGAGGAAAUCAGGAGAAUGUGCUGACGCAGUACUGCCAGUGAGCGCAACCUAUUCCUGACAAAACUGUUCACAUGCCUACAUCCAAUGGAAAGAAACAUGUCAAUGUUAAAUUGUUCAGAUCAACUUGUUAAUAUGUUAAAUUAUGACAGAUUUACUUGUUGUGUUUACUACUUGUCGUGUUGUUCAAAGGGUGUUUGUUCUCUUUGGUUUAACUUUAAUUCAAAAUGUUAAAUGCGUGUAUUAGUGUUUUUCUCCUGAAAAAAGCAAAAGACUAGUGAAUUUCCAUAAAUCAAGUUUAGUUAGAAGCCUAAUAAUGACGUUACAAGCCUCUCUGUUGAUUCUGAUGAUAAUAAUUCAACAACUGAACAAUUAGCGUAUGUAUAGACUUGUUCGCUUUUUAAUGACAAAUGUUACUUAAUAUAUAUUUAACCCUUAUAUUGUGUUUCAGUCAAAACUGACCAGUUAAUUUUUUUCUUCUGAAAACUGUUUAUUUCAUCCAGUUUUAUCAACAUUGUUUUUUGUUGUUGUUUUUUUUUAGAUCAUUUUCAUAAAAUGUUAUUGGUUUAAAAUCUACUUAUCACAUCAUGUUGUGUUUGAGCUUGUUUGAAUUGGGAUAGUCUGCUGUAAGUUACAAAUUGGCAUUGUCUAUAUUAUAUGUAUGUUUCAGUAAGUAAUAAGGAAAAUGUGACAAAAAGACACUCCUGUUUAUUAUAUUUAUGUGUGUCAGUGGGAAUUUUAUACACUAAUAAUCACUGCAGUUUGGCCUCUGAAUGAAACAGUUUGGCUGCUCAUUGCAUUUUACUAAUCGAGACCUUUCCAACGAUGUAUAAAACAUGGCUAUCUAAUCUUUUUUUAUGUUUUUAUCAACUCUGAAUAUAAUUGUUGUGAUAUCAAAUUUGCAAACGAUGUAUAUAAUUGUCAGCAAAUUAAAAAGCAUAAAAAGCAA
Messenger RNA from Myxocyprinus asiaticus (Chinese sucker), 7105 nucleotides. It is a transcript of the gene slc12a3, whose product is annotated as solute carrier family 12 member 3. Gene Ontology annotation, biological process: potassium ion import across plasma membrane; potassium ion homeostasis; chloride ion homeostasis. Bases 3165 to 6200 code for a protein of 1011 amino acids. The record is from RefSeq and is a predicted model, not a curated record. Lineage: Eukaryota; Metazoa; Chordata; Actinopteri; Cypriniformes; Catostomidae. The transcript has 26 exons. Gene Ontology annotation, molecular function: sodium:potassium:chloride symporter activity. Gene Ontology annotation, cellular component: membrane.